Molecule: messenger RNA, 525 nt
Organism: Saprolegnia parasitica CBS 223.65
Lineage: Eukaryota; Oomycota; Saprolegniomycetes; Saprolegniales; Saprolegniaceae
Exons: 2
Coding region: 1-525 (174 amino acids)
Source: RefSeq, a predicted model, not a curated record
AUGGGUCACUCGCCAGCCAUUUUUCUCAACAUUCACGGCAAGCGCCUUGCGAUCGCUGUCAAGCUCGAACUCACGACACUGGCGGACCUUCGCGAAUACUUGACGACACAAGACCACAUGACGGAGCACGAUCGUUUUAUCCUCUUUUUGUACAAGAGCAGUUUGCCAGCGACGGACAAGCACGUGUCGUACGAAGUCGAGCCCCUUUGCGAGCGCUCGAUCCCAACGAGCGCGUUGUACGAGUUUGGUGGUCCGUACGCCGGUGUCAUUCGCCCGCGCUCCAAGAAGCUUGUGAUGGCGACGCGCUACUACUUUGAGAUUGGUCCGCAAAACGUCGUCGUGACGUUUUCUGGGACGCCGACGGUCGCGGAUGCCCGAGAGUUGUUGCAGCCCAAGGGCUACAUCACGGAGGCGACGCCGUUCCAUCGCCCGCACGGAAAUUACUCGUACGAAGUCGACCGCAAGAGUGAAGCCGUCAUGCCCCUCGCCGACCUGAAGCGUGCAGACGGAACCAUUGGCGUGUAA